Molecule: messenger RNA, 1935 nt
Organism: Vicia villosa (hairy vetch)
Lineage: Eukaryota; Viridiplantae; Streptophyta; Magnoliopsida; Fabales; Fabaceae
Exons: 2
Coding region: 1-1935 (644 amino acids)
Source: RefSeq, a predicted model, not a curated record
AUGGGAACGCGCGGGAAACGUGGACGAGGGAGGCCAAAAUUGGCGCCAUCGUCACCGGCACCUCAACCGUCACAAGCGUCUUCAACUGUGAAGGAGACUCCUGUUCUGGAAGAGAAUGAACCAGUGAUAUUGGUGGAAAGCUUGCAACAAUCCUAUGAAGCGCAAGACCUAACAAAUAUGAAAACCCUAAAUUCGGAAAAGGAGCACAAUUUGAAGGAAACUACGCAACCUGAGCAGAAAUUAUGGGUGGAUAUCGUGUCUGAGAAUAGGAAUCCUUCAAAAGGCCUGUCAAUUCAAUAUGUGGCUCCUAAUCUGGUUGAUGGAGAAGUUGAAGUUGCGAUUGAGGAAGACGAUGUUGCUUCGGAGAUUCAUUUCUGGGCAAAUUCUUUGAUACUAUAUGCUUUUGGAGAAGAUCUCAGUAUGAACAUGGUGAAGAACUACAUGGCAAAAACGUGGAAUUUCGUGAAGCUACCUAAUCUGUAUUACAACGAUGAUGGAUACUUCAUCCUCAGAUUUCACUCUCAUGAUGACAUGGAUGCGGUUCUGAUGAAGGGACCAUACACGCUGAGGAACGUUCCGCUUUUGCUUCAAGAAUGGAGACCAGAUUUCAACCUAAAAAGGGAUAUGCUGAGGACUCUUCCAAUUUGGGUUAAGUUGCCACAACUUCCAAUGUGUCUAUGGGGGGAAAAGAUUCUUAGCAAGAUUGGAAUCGCCAUUGGAUUUCCUCUGGUCAUGGAUGAAUGCACAGCCAGCAAGCUUAGAGUCUCUUAUGCUAGAAUUCUAGUGGAGGUGGAUGUUACUAAAGAUUUUGUGAAGGAGAUUCCUAUUAGAGAUUGUGAGGGUAGGAAGAUCAAAAAAAUGGUGGAAUACGAAUGGAGGCCAAAAUUAUGUGACAAAUGUAAGAAACUUGGUCAUCAAUGCAAGGAACCUGUAAGAAAAGUUGAGAGGAAAUGGCAACCUAAACCUCUGAUCCUAGUGAAUGUGACCACAAAUGAGCAUACCAAAUCCACACCUAUUGCUAAGAAUGUCACUGUGGAGCAAGGAACUAAUUCCUCAAAGGAUAGUCAUGAGAUGGACAAGAAUGUUGAUGAGACACCAUGGACCUUGGUGAAAUCUACAAGAGAGAAAGGUAAGAAAAUCUCUACUGAUGCCCCUGAUGUGAUUAACUGUUUAAAUGGAUUUGAUGCACUAGGAAUUACGAAUGAUUCACUAGUGACUGUGGAGGCCCCCAUUAACAAAAAUGUCUGGAUCCGCCACUGCAAGUACAUAGAUAAUUACAAUAAGCAUGCUAAUGGUAGAGUGUGGAUAUCCUGGAAUGCUGCUAAGUAUGACAUACAGAAGAUCCAAAGCACUGACCAGGCUAUACAUUGUGGUGUGUAUGAUCACCAGGGCAAGUUUAAAUACUACCUGACUGCAGUCUAUGCUCACAACACCCUGGCUCAAAGGAAAAUUUUGUGGCAGACCAUUGUAAGUAUUCAUUCUACUGUCCAAGGACCUUGGUGCAUUAUUGGAGACUUCAAUAAUGUGAUGAGUUCCCAGGGCUGGAUUGGUGGUAGGAUGGUUAAAGAGGCUGAAUAUGGAGACUUGCAUGAGAUGAUGAAGCCGACUGACUUGUGUGAAAUGGAUAGUAGUGGAGAUCAUUUUACUUGGAACAAUAGGCAAAUUGUUGGGACUGUCUACUCAAGAAUAGAUAGAGUGCUUGGUAAUAUGGACGGGUUCCAUGAUAGCAUGGAUAUAAAGCUUAAAUUCUCACCUCUUAGUGUGUCUGACCAUGCCUUAUUGUAUCUGGAGCAGAAGAAUUACAGGCAUAAGGCUAGCAGAUUUAAAUUUCAUAAUUGCAUAACUGAGAUGGAGGGCUUCAAAGAGACUGUGGAAAAUAGUUGGAGAGAGCCUAUCACAGGUACUACUAUGUAUAUCCUGUGGAACAAGCUCUAA